This is a messenger RNA of Pseudonaja textilis, 5748 nucleotides long. It is a transcript of the gene HDX, whose product is annotated as highly divergent homeobox. Gene Ontology annotation, molecular function: DNA-binding transcription factor activity, RNA polymerase II-specific; RNA polymerase II cis-regulatory region sequence-specific DNA binding. Gene Ontology annotation, biological process: regulation of transcription by RNA polymerase II. The record is from RefSeq and is a predicted model, not a curated record. Lineage: Eukaryota; Metazoa; Chordata; Lepidosauria; Squamata; Elapidae.
AUGAAUCUGCGUUCUGUAUUUACUGCAGAACAACAGAGGAUAUUGCAGCGUUACUAUGAAAAUGGAAUGACAAAUCAGAGUAAAAAUUGCUUUCAGCUCAUAUUACAGUGUGCACAAGAAACUAAGCUGGACUUCAGUGUAGUCAGGACGUGGGUUGGAAACAAAAGAAGAAAGAUGAGCAGUAAGAACGCCGUGGAUUCUGGAGGAAGCCCAUCAGCCACGACCAGCAGCACAUUGACAAUGCCUCCGGAAGUGGCCGUUCAAAACGUGGUCAGCAUAGCCCGUUCCCAGAGCCAGCAGUCCUCGUGGACGUCCUCCAAUAACGACGUCAUUGUCACCGGCAUCUAUAACCCGGCUACUUCGUCUGGCAGACUGGUCUCCACCAAACAGACUAACUCCUUGAUGAGCGAUAUGCAUAAAAAUUCCCUGUCGAGGCCGGCCGGGAAGAGCGAUCCCGAAUUCCAGCGGCAACACAUCGCAGUGACCCGCCAAGCUCCCCACUGUAAAAACGCGUCGCUUUUCCUGGGCGAGAAAACCAUCAUCCUCUCCAGGCAAACCAGCGUGCUGAAUUCAGGGAAUUCUAUUUACAACCACACGAAGAAAAGCUACGGUGGCUCGUCGGUUCAGACGGCGGAAUUAGUGUUACCUCAAAAGCCUGUCUUGUGCCACCGGCCGUACAAAGUGGACCAGGUGGGCUGCCAGCGGUUGCAAAAGCCAGAGCACCCCAUCCUCGCUUCUUCCGUGCCAUCCGGGCAGAGAUCUAACAUUAGAGACCCUUCCUGUAGCACCCACAAUUUGGAAAUCCGAGAGGUUUUUUCCUUGGCUGUUACUGACCAGUCUCUGGGAGGAAGUCGAGAGAAGGCCCUGUCAUCUUCCGGAGAAGGCAGUUGUCUGUCUAUCGCGAUGGAAACCGGGGAUGUGGACGAUGAAUACGCCAGAGAGGAAGAGUUGGCCUCCAUGGGCGCCCAGAUACAAAACUACUCUCGGCUAAGCGGCACGUCCCUCCGCGUCGAGAAUCCGGGAUCUGGUUUUUCUGGCUCAGGCAGGAGCAUGAGUUGCAAUUCGCACGUGCUGAACGCGAGGAACUUGCACAACAAUAUCUUGUAUCACAACAGAGACUACCGUUUACCUCCACGGACUUCGUUGCACAGCACAUCCAGUACGCUCUAUAGCAAUCCCUAUCCAUCAAGAAGUAACCUUUCUUCUCAUUUUGCAGCAUCCAAUCAACUAAGGCUAUCUCAGAACCAAAAUAAUUAUCAGAUUUCAGGAAACCUUACUGUGCCUUGGAUUACUGGGUGCUCCAGGAAAAGAGCAUUACAGGACCGUACACAAUUCAGCGACCGAGAUUUAGCCACCCUUAAGAAAUACUGGGAUAAAGGCAUGACCAGCCUUGGAUCGGUUUGCAGAGAGAAAAUUGAAGCCGUUGCUGCAGAAUUAAAUGUUGACUGUGAAAUAGUAAGGACUUGGAUUGGAAAUAGGAGGCGGAAGUAUCGUUUGAUGGGCAUUGAAGUGCCUCCUCCGCGAGGGGGGCCUGCCGUUUUUUCGAGUCAGUCCGAUUCCAGUGAUAAAUCGGUACCCAUUCCAGGCGAUGACCCCCUGACUGAUAUAGGAGAUGAUAACGACAGGAAUGAUGAAGUGUCCAUCUGCUUAUCGGAAGGAAGCUCCCAAGAAGAACAUAAUGAAGUUCUUCCAAAUGAAGGCAUUGGCCACAAAGAAGAGGACCAUGCUACUGUAUCUUCAGAUAAUGUGAAAAUAGAAAUAAUAGAUGAUGAAGAAAGCGAUAUGAUAAGCAAUUCUGAAGUGGAUCAAAUGAGCUCUCUUCUGGACUACAAAAACGAGGAAGUAAGGUUCGUUGAGAGUGAACUGGAGCAUCAAAAACAGAAGUAUUUUGAACUCCAGACUUUCACGAGAAGUUUGAUACUUGCUGUCAAAACAGACGAUAAAGAUCAGCAGCAGGCACUUCUAGCCGAUUUACCUCCAGAAUUGGAAGAGAUGGAUUUCAAUCAUACAUCUCCAGAACCCGACGAUACCUCAUUCAGCUUGUCAUCUUCAUCCGAAAAAAAUGCCUUGGACAGUUUGUAAUCUUUUUUUGACAAAGGAAAACCACACCGUAUAGCUUGUCUAACGUGUAUGUUUUGAACUGAUUACAUUGGGUUAACCAAUAUCCUUAAAUAUGAAGGAAGACAUAGGAUGGGAAGGCCCGUGAGGCCAAUUGUAUAUCGAGGGCAUUUUGAUAGUUUCUGCAGAUUCAGAGUGUUGCUGUUGACAAAUGUGAAAACUACUUGAAAGCUGCUUCUGGCAGCUCUCUCUUGAUGAUGGUACCUUCAUAAUAACAUGAACUUAAUAAUAAACCCUUGACCUAAGGAGAGCACCCAAGAAUGGAAGAAUAGUAGUGAAUUCUGUUAAUAACUUCCUAAUGUUAAUCCGUCAGUCCUACAGUGUGAUAUUUUGCCUUUUCUUGUUCUUUUCUCCUUCUCAGGUAGAUGGACUGAUCACUGGAAAUUAUAGGUUUCAAGAGAUCAGUGGGGAUAAUUUGGGCCUUCAUUCAAAUGAUGAUCAUUCUAACCAGGGAUCAAACAAAGAAUUGUUGGUCUUUCUUUUUUCUUUUUUUCUGUAUAUAGCAGCAAAUAUCUUCUCUUCAUUUUGGGAUGAUGAAAUAUUCUGGAAUAUUUUCAUUACUGAAAAAAGCAAAUCUAUUUAUCUUAGCUCUAAUAAAUUAUUUUGUGUAUAUCAGCAGGUGGAAAUUCCAAACAAGCAAGGAAAAACACUUGACUCUUUUAAGUGCACAGUUCAGAAAAUACAAUUUCCAGUUGCACAGCCUUCCCCUUUAGUAUACUGUAGAGAUUGGUAGUAAUAAUUCCGGUCAUGCUGCGAAGAUCCAGUAUAUAUCCACGUCUGAAGGUCUGGCAGAUUUGAGGCUUACUUACAAGUGACUGGUCCAUGAGCCUCAUAUAAAAAAAAGAUGAAAAUGCGGAAAUUGUUUCUCAAGAGAAGAAAAAAGCUUCAUACGUGGUGUGAGAAAUAUUGAUAAGAAUUCCCUCGAAGGGGAAAUAUAUUUCUGGACUUUUAAUGUGGAGCAAUUACUUAGUCCAUAUACUUAUUAAGAUAAUUGCUUUUUUUAAACAAACAAACCACCUAGCUAGCAAGCAAACACUAAUUUAUGGAUUAGCUCUGAAUAGGAUUUAGCAAAUGUACAACACAUUUAUGCAGCCAGGCUUAAAAGUUAUUUUGAUCGAUUUUGUUAAGCAAUUAGUAGGCCGUGUAGACCUGAACUCAGUGAGAAAUACAUUGGAGUUUUCCAUCUUUGCUGCGUGCAUCAAAAUCCUCAGAAUAACCUUGAACAGUCCAAUGCAUAAUUUUCCUCUUUUUCAACUACUGCUGGAAACUUUAAGAUUAAUGUUUUUAAUCUUAAACAUUUUUUUUUUUUAGAAUUUUGAUCUAAAGUCAUGUAUGUUGUGUCUUAAAUAGGAUAAUGAAAAUGUUACUUACCAAUUUGUAUGCUUUGUUCUUUGGGAUAGUAUUUAACCAAUUGAUUAGGUGCUUGUCAAAUCCAUGUUGACUCCAAGCGACCAGGUAGAUAGGCUUUCUCCUGGCUAAGGGUUCCUUGGUGUGUGGCCUUGAAGGCCUUCUCAGUGCUUCAUUCACAAAAAUGUAAGAUAAAUAAGAGAUGCUCCAAUGACGCCCCAGAGCACAAACCUGGAAGACACUGGUUUUGCAUUUAAUGGGAAUGUUGGCAAGAAAACUGCUGUGUAAGAAAAUGGUCUUCCCCCUUCUAAAGUCCCCUUGUAAGUUACUCUUAAAUUCCAGCUCACAGCUUCUUCACCUUAGCUGCCACCGCCUCCCUGCCCUCUUCCUUCCUUGGCAUUUUAUCUCUUUGCUGUCUUUCUAGUUGCUCUCCGAGAAUGAAAAAGCACAGGAGAAGCAGGAUUGCAACUUUUAGCCUAAGAAGAUCUUGGCCCAGAGGAAAAGGUUUUGCAAGUUCGCAUCUCAUAGAGGAGAAACUAAAAGGUUGUUUUUUUUCCACCCCUCCCCUGUCUAAUUUGCACCUCUGGGCGAAAGCGAAUGUACUUGACUAUGAGCAAUGAUGUAUCUCCUCUCGAGUAAAGAUAAAAAGGGUGGUGGGAUUGGGCACCGUUCCGCAUCAAAAUCCGAUGCCAAAGAAGGCUGUAUUUCUUUUUUGCCCGCAUAAAUUAUGCAAAUUUAUUUGACACGGGAUAAUUAUGGCUUCUUCUUUUUUUUUUUUAGUACUACUCUCGUUUGCUUUCUGGAAAGGGGAUCAGGAGAAUUCUGAUGUUCCCUUACCUCUGAACACUGGGAAACUCACGAAGCCAUACCUCUCGCUUCUGAGUUUCCAGCAAGCAUUCCUUAAAAAAAAAGUUUGUAUAGCACAAUUAGCAGCAAUAAAACUAAACUACAUGAGAUUCUCAAGAAGCUGUUCUAUGCUCACUGCCACGUUGAUCGUCACGUCUGGCAUGGCAUGGCCCUUUGUGGCGUGUUUCUGGAGUCAUAAAAUGCAGCUUGAAGUGCUUGUUGUCCACAUGAACAGUCAACACUACAUGCAUUUAAAAACAACAACAACACCAUGAAUGUAAAAGAUAGGAAGCAAGCUGAGGUAAUGCACGAUAAGGCCAGCCUAAUAGAGAAGGAAGGUUGUGAUGGAGAGCCUAAAAGUCUAUAGGAAAAGAUCUGAAGAUCUGAACUGCAUGUUGUUUUUAGGCUCAGCACCUGUUGUUUCGAAUGCCAUUUCUGUUUGCAUUUGCUUAGCCAAAUGGUGAUCGUUGCAACUGAUGGUCAUUGGGAGGAGAAGGGCUGUCCUGAAGACCUCCACGAUCAUCUAAGCCAGCAUUUCUCAAGAUGUGUGGAUUGCUGUGCUGGCUGGGGAAUUCUUGGUGUUCCUCUUACAGCUACCAAGGUUAAGAAACAUUGACCUAAGGCAAGUGUCCAACCUAUGGUCCACAGGCCACAUGCGGCGGCCCAGGACAACUAGCGAUGAGGCUCCAUAAGACUAAACUUUAACAUCAUUGUAAACUACGAGCGCUGAUGAUGUUACCUAGUUUGGGUAAUGAAACAUCUGCCGGAAAACAAUCAAGCUCAGAGAGCACCAAGAUCUCCUCUUGGUCAACUUUGAACAUUAUUAUGUGAUUUAUGUACAUUAGCUAUAUUCUAUAUUUUACAUGUGACCCAAGACAAUUUCCUCUUCACUCAAUGUGGCCCAGGCAAGCCAAUAGGUCGGACGCUUCUUGUGUUGUUUAGUCAAAGAGCAGCAAUCCAGACAUCAUAAUAAAUAUUGGGUUUUAGUGGCAAUGCAGGCUGAACAGAGUUUUGAAAGAACUGAAAAGCUAUUGGGUUGGGUUUUGUUUUUGUUUAUAUUUAGCUACCUCGGAUGUAGAUGCCCAUAUUCCAAAGCUAUAAAAAUGCCUUUCAGCUUUGCAACUAUUCUAACAAAUUCUAAUGGUAGGCUUACAUGCUGAUUAGGCAAUUUUUUUCUGUGAACUGGAAAAUGUUAUUUUUACCAGUGAUUUGUCUUAGCACUUUGGUUUGCGUAUGCCUAGUUCCAACUUUAAGGCACUUAUUUUGAUUUUUAAAGGCAUGAAAUUCCUGGCUAGUAAUUCCCUGGCUGCCAGUGUGAUCUGAACACAACUCUUGCAAAUGAUAGACCUUUUUUUUUUUAAUGGCUUGGAGUUCCUUUAUGCUUGCUCUUCCUUUGAGGCUGAAUGUACGAUCUGAGUUCUACACUUGUCUUUUUUU